UCCCAGAAUGGGAUGGACUCAUCUGUUGGCCUAGAGGAACAGUGGGGAAAAUGUUGGCUGUCCCAUGCCCACCUUAUAUUUAUGACUUCAAUCAUAAAGGAGUUGCUUUCCGACACUGUAACCCCAAUGGAACAUGGGAUUUUAUGCACAGUUUAAAUAAAACAUGGGCUAAUUAUUCAGACUGCCUUCGCUUUCUGCAGCCAGAUAUCAGCAUAGGAAAGCAAGAAUUCUUUGAACGCCUCUAUGUCAUGUACACUAUUGGUUACUCUGUCUCCUUUGGAUCUCUGGCUGUGGCUAUUCUCAUCAUUGGUUACUUCAGACGAUUGCAUUGUACUAGGAACUAUAUCCACAUGCACUUAUUUGUGUCCUUCAUGCUGAGAGCUGCGAGCAUCUUUGUCAAGGACAGAGUGGUCCAUGCUCACGUAGGAGUAAAGGAGCUGCAGUCCCUGAUAAUGCAAGAUGACCUACAAAGUUCCAUAGAAGUGCCUCCUGUGGAUAAAUCACAAUAUAUUGGGUGCAAGAUUGCAGUUGUGAUGUUUAUUUACUUCUUGGCUACAAACUACUAUUGGAUCUUGGUGGAAGGCCUCUAUCUGCAUAGUUUAAUCUUUGUGGCGUUCUUUUCGGACACCAAGUACCUGUGGGGCUUCACCUUGAUAGGCUGGGGGUUCCCAGCGGCAUUUGUUACAGCCUGGGCUGUGGCACGAGCAACUCUGGCUGAUGCAAGAUGCUGGGAACUUAGUGCUGGAGACAUCAAGUGGAUUUAUCAAGCCCCAAUCUUAGCAGCUAUCGGGCUGAAUUUUAUUCUGUUUCUGAAUACCGUUAGAGUUCUGGCUACCAAAAUUUGGGAGACGAAUGCGGUCGGGCAUGACACAAGAAAACAAUACAGGAAACUCGCCAAAUCAACACUGGUGCUGGUGCUGGUCUUCGGAGUGCAUUACAUCGUGUUCGUGUGCCUGCCCCACUCCUUUGCUGGGCUUGGGUGGGAGAUCCGGAUGCACUGUGAGCUCUUUUUCAACUCCUUUCAGGGCUUCUUUGUGUCUAUCAUCUACUGCUACUGCAAUGGAGAGGUUCAGUCUGAGGUGAAGAAGAUGUGGAGUCGGUGGAAUCUCUCCGUGGACUGGAAAAGGACGCCCCCAUGCGGCGGCCACAGAUACGGCUCCGUGCUCACCACCGUGACGCCCAGCACCAGCAGCCAGUCGCAGAUGGCGGCCAGCACACGCGUGGUGCUCAUCUCCCGCAAAGCGGCCAAGACGGCCAGCCGGCAGCCCGACAGCCACGUGACUUUACCCGGCUACGUCUGGAGUAACUCGGAGCAGGAUUGCUUGCCACACUUGAUCCAUGCAGAGACCAAGGAAAGUGACAGGAAGCAGGGAGAUGCGAUUCCAAUGGAGGAGUCAUCCGCGCCAUUAGAAUUUAACCCAGACCCCGAAGGAAGCAAAGGAGAAACCGAGGAUGCUCUGUGA
Balaenoptera ricei (Rice's whale) is the source of this 1463-nucleotide messenger RNA. It is a transcript of the gene PTH2R, whose product is annotated as parathyroid hormone 2 receptor. Gene Ontology annotation, molecular function: peptide hormone binding; parathyroid hormone receptor activity; G protein-coupled peptide receptor activity. Gene Ontology annotation, biological process: cell surface receptor signaling pathway; adenylate cyclase-modulating G protein-coupled receptor signaling pathway. The coding region runs from base 51 to 1463 and encodes 470 amino acids. The transcript is spliced from 11 exons. NCBI's taxonomy places the organism in Eukaryota, Metazoa, Chordata, Mammalia, Artiodactyla, Balaenopteridae. Gene Ontology annotation, cellular component: plasma membrane. The record is from RefSeq and is a predicted model, not a curated record.